GAGUGUGUGUUUAGGCAGCCCUCUAAGUCAGACAGUCAAAUACCCAGACAGUGACACCAGCAUGCUCCAGCUCAGGACCUGCCGAAAGCCUGGACCUCAAGACAACUCUGGGUGAGAGACACAGCCUGGAUUUUCAGGUCAGCUCACAUCAUCCAAAGAGCUCUUUUAUAGACGUUGUCAUCCAUUUCUGCUAACACCGCAGACAACCGCUUCCCUUUUCCUUUGGCCAGAUAUAGAAUAUAACAGCUUUUAGCUUUGCAGGUUCUGCGGCAGCCAUCAGGCCCACAGGAAGAGAAAAAAAACUAUUGCGGUAAAGAAGGAACGUUCAGAGAGCAACAGCGGGAGGCGUCCGGAGAUGAGACAAAGUAUCACUCUACUACUGAAAAACAGCUCGAAGUGAUGACAGAAAAUCUUUAGAAUUAAGGAACAAAGAUCUAGAAGGGAUGGUAUUCUGUGAGGAUCCCAUGAUUCAAUUAAGAGGGGGAAGAAUUUAAGUUGAAAUACGGAGACAUUUCAAAUUCAGUUUUCAAUUUUGUUAAUAAUGUGUGAAUAUAAAAGUGACAGCGCAAUGUUUACUCACGGAUGCUCUCAAUAAGCAAAUUUACAAUGGAGGGAGUUAAGAAAUAUUUACCAAGUAAAAAAUGCAAUGAAAGAGCAAAAUCUAGAGUACACAUAUAUGGACACAACUCUGUUCUAAAUGUACAUGCUAUACAUCAAUGUGCCAAUUUACAAUAUUGAAUUAUAACAAGGCGUUAAAAAACGUGCACUUACAGCGGAGGGGCAGUUGGGUGAUAUAAAUGAAGUAUAAUAAUCUUUUUCGCCCCAAUUGUAUCGGCCAAUUACCCCACUCUUCCGAGUUGUCCCGGUCGCUGCUCCACCACCUCUGCUGAUCCGGGGAGGGCUGCAGACUACCACAUGCCUCGUCCCAUACAUGCGGAGUCGCCAGCCGCUUUUCACCUGACAGUGAGGAGUUUCACCAGGGGGGCUUAGCAAAUGGGAGGAUCACGCUAUUCCCCCCGGUUCCCCCUCCCCCCCGAACAGGCGCCCCAACCGACCAGAGGAGGCGCUAGUGCAGCAACCAGGACACAUACUCACAUCCGGCUUCCCACCCACAGACACAGCCAAUUCGUUCUGUGCACAAGUGUAGUGACAAACUUCCGCUUUCGCCACAAGUCGGCAUACCAGUUUCCUGUUUACUUCCCGUCUCUAUCGGCAUCACCUAAAAAUGUCAAUCUUUACGAGAUGUCUCCAAGAUCUGCCUAAAAUAAACGUAAACGAUGUCCACCGUAUCGCUGAUGCCUGUCCCUCUGCUCCCAGAAGCAAGCGGGAAAAGGGAUUCAAACUGUACAUAUCGAGUUAUCUGCGCAACUACAAAGGUGGUGCUGAAAGAUUCCAGUCCCGUGGAGCUGAUGCAUCACAGCUGCACGUGUGGCUGGAACAGCAUUAUGCAACCAUUGUGUUGCUUCGCUGUUCCCGUCAGCACAUUACUCACAGCUGAAGGCGCCAGUGGUCCCCCCUGUGCUAAGCUGUACUGAGGGAGAACAGCAAUGGCACAAGCCCAGAACUUUGGGUAUAAAGCAAGGCCCUGUGGACAAGAUGGCUGUGCCGUCUGCUAAACCAAAGUGUAGAGCAACAACGGAGGGUGUAAGGAGCACACUCUACAAAGGCCUCCGUGGGGAUCUACCCGAUCUUUCCGUCCUUCGGGUGACAGAAGUGUAUAAGGAUUUCUCCGCAGCUGAGGUGCCGAGGAUCUGCAGCAUGGGCAUCAGUUGUGAAAUUCCUCUGGUUGACUCAGCCCUUGGCAAGGUUCAAGCCGGAAGUCCUUUGUCCUACCAACAACCAGCAACAACAAAGAGAGACUUGUGCUUCCAUGCUGCCCCACCACCUCCAUCUCUGCCUCUUCAGAAUUACCGCCUGCACCCAUCCAGUUGCAUGUUUGUACGUAGUGAACUACAACAACUACACCUUAAGAGUCUUGAGGUCACCUGGGACAUGGCACACAAAUUCGAAUGUGCUACCAGAGCACAAAGUUCAUGUACUGAAUGGCAUCAGCUAAGGAGGCCUAGACUGACUGCCUCACAUUUCAGGGAGAUCUGUCAAGUUAGAGUGAACUGUGAAGAAGAUCUGGCUGACCAGAUACUGCAAGGGACCCGUCAGACGGCAGCUAUGAAGAGGGGGCUCGAAAAGGAGGCAGACGCUAUCUGGGAGUAUUGCCAGACGAAGAGGGUCAACCACUACCCCUGUGGAUUUGUAAUCCACCCUGAUGCUCCUUGGCUGGGGGCAUCUCCAGAUGGGUUAAUCUUUGACCCUUCAGAGCCAUGUCCAUUUGGUCUGAUUGAGAUGAAGUGCCUGGAUGUUAAGAGCUAUGUUGACUGCCCAUAUCUCCAAAUGAAGUCAGGCAAAUUGGAGCUAAAAAAAACACAUGCUUACUACUGGCAAGUACAGGGGCAGAUGCUAAUAACUGGAAUGAAUUGGUGCGAUUUUGUAGUCUCAGCCGAAGAAGACAUACUAAUUCAAAGAAUAUACAGAGACAGUGAUGUGUUAGAGGGGAUCAGAGAGAAAGUAGACAGGUUUUAUUUCCAUGUCUACCUGCAGAAAUGCCUGUAAUGUUUCAAGAUUGAGAUAAUAGCCAAUCAAAUAUUGUAUGCGAUAUGUAAAUAUGUUAUGCAUCUUUUUAACUUUCACUGUUAAUGGCAGAUGUUUUUCAUGAUCAGUAACACUGCCCUCCCACCAAGUUAACACAAUAAAAGUGUAAACUGUCUGAGAGACUCCUGCUCUUUUUAAGUUAAGUUAACCUAAGUCUCCCAUUUUCACAAUGAUAACUGCAGAACUUAAGGGACAGUUCACCAAACUUAAUAAAAUCCCCC
Molecule: messenger RNA, 2867 nt
Organism: Lampris incognitus (smalleye Pacific opah)
Lineage: Eukaryota; Metazoa; Chordata; Actinopteri; Lampriformes; Lampridae
Gene: s100p
Product: calcium-activated potassium channel subunit beta-2
Exons: 5
Coding region: 1597-2607 (336 amino acids)
Biological process (GO): detection of calcium ion; potassium ion transport
Cellular component (GO): membrane; voltage-gated potassium channel complex
Molecular function (GO): potassium channel regulator activity; calcium-activated potassium channel activity
Source: RefSeq, a predicted model, not a curated record